CUAUAAAAAAUUAAUAUUCCAGCUCUUAAAAGAUUGUUCUGUCUUCACCCUAUUAUUGAAGCAUAUAAAAUCAUUAUGCUUCUUGUUUUUUCUUUUUUAAGAUUGACUUCUUUGUGAGUAAUUGGAUCUAUUAUCAGUACCGAUGGCAUCAUCUAGUAGUUCUGAACUGUCAGUGCGAAUUGAAGUGCCACCGGAUUCCCGAUCCGAAGCUGAAUCGAGCUGGAACAGGGUUGCUAGUGAUACUGGUACUCUCCAGUAUCGUACUGACCGUGUUAUCAACUCUCUCCCGGCCGAUUCGGACUUUAAUUCUUUAGCUAAGGAUUACUUUGACAACUCAAAAAAUACUUUAGAGCUCUGUACUGCCACAAGGGAUUGCCUCACACGUGCUCAAAACAAUCACGAAAUUAUUCGGUUGGCGGUUAAGUGUUUCGAUGAAGAAGUUGGGACCGACGAGAAGAAAUCCGGUAAGACCUUGGAGGAACUGAAAAGGUUCAAAGCAGCCGAAGAGCCUUUCUUUGAGAAGUUACAUGUACUAGCAGGCAGGGUCCAUCUGCAACAAGAAUCGUUGCAACGGAAGUGUAAUGCUCGGAAGGGAACGCUUGAAAAGAAAUUGGCAUCACUGGAAACAUGGAGGAGGGUGUCGUUGGCCCUUUUUGUUGUCGCUUUUUUUUCCGUGUUGAUUUUUUCCGUGGUGGCGGCAACCAAGUCCGUAAAGCAUGUCAUAACAGCUUUGGGUAGUGCGUUGACGGUUGCUAUAGUUCCGGUCGGGACAUGGUGCAACGAGCGUUGGAAGCGAGACAAGGAAAAGGUGAAAAAGAAGCUGAAAUUAACAACUAUAACGGAGUUCUAUGCUGCUCAUACACUCAUCAUAAGGGUGCUUGUUGACCGAUUGGAAGUUAAAUUCAAGUCACUGUUGCACUCCGUUGAUUCUGUGUUCACAGAAGGAUAUGCUUUGAAGGUCGCGAUGGAUAAGAUCAAAAAAGAUUUGAAAGAUGUUACGGACACCAUCCCGGAUGUGCUUCGACGGGCGGAUGACCUUGACCGUGAAACAAUGAUGGAUUGGCAAGAGAUUUUGAAGCGGAUGAUGGACACGCUGUAGCACAUCUGUGGAAUUAUUUUAAAUAUUAUUUGAUAUAAAAAAUUUAGCGAUUUUUUUUCAACUUUAGAAAAAUAACCCAUAAUUCAUUUAGGUAUUAUUUUUUACAAGCUUUCAGAAAAUUUAGUGGUUAUGUCUUGAGGGAUUUUAUUUCGGGUUUCAGGGUUUAGUUUUAUCACAUCUUUUAUACCCUUCUUUUUUACCAUUUUAAUAAAAUUAUCUUUUCCUGUGGUUUUUUAUCCUCUUCGGAGGGGUUUUUCCACGUAAAA
Molecule: messenger RNA, 1365 nt
Organism: Gossypium arboreum
Lineage: Eukaryota; Viridiplantae; Streptophyta; Magnoliopsida; Malvales; Malvaceae
Product: UPF0496 protein At2g18630-like
Exons: 1
Coding region: 143-1099 (318 amino acids)
Source: RefSeq, a predicted model, not a curated record